This is a messenger RNA of Anopheles coustani, 1281 nucleotides long. Its product is annotated as phospholipase B1, membrane-associated-like. The record is from RefSeq and is a predicted model, not a curated record. Gene Ontology annotation, biological process: phospholipid metabolic process. Bases 1 to 1281 code for a protein of 426 amino acids. The transcript has 4 exons. Lineage: Eukaryota; Metazoa; Arthropoda; Insecta; Diptera; Culicidae. Gene Ontology annotation, molecular function: glycerophospholipase activity.
AUGGUACUUCGGUAUACGAGGACACAGAUCAAACUCAUACUUUUCGGCACUGCGGCGUUAAUUCUGUUGGGUUUGCUGGCCACCCUCCAGCCCUGCCAUGGACAGGCGCUGAUAACACCGCUUGACUCACCGCUGCUGACGAGCAAGUACCGAGGUCUGCGCGAGAUCAUGUUCAACUUCAUCGGCCAGACGGGCAACAAUAAGAACAAGUACCUGGUUAACCUGAAAAAGGGCAAAAUUCAAAAACAGUUCGGUCCAGAUGAACCAUUCUUCUGCAAUACGACCGGCAUGCGCAGUCCCACCGUACCGACAUCGGUCGAUAAGUUGCGUCCCGGUGAUAUCGACAUCAUCGGCGCCAUCGGAGACUCGCUGACUGCCGGGAACGGUGCCAUGGCGACAAACAUCCUCGAAGUGCUGAUCGAGAACAAGGGACUCUCGUGGAGUAUCGGCGGACAGGGUACAUGGCGUCAGUUCCUAACGCUUCCGAACAUCCUGAAGGAGUUUAACCCGAAGCUGUAUGGCUAUCCAACCAAGGAUGGCCUCUCCUCUAGGAAAUCGGCACUGUUCAACGCAGCGGAAGGUGGUGCCAUGUCACAGGACAUUCCUUACCAAGCCCGGAAUCUCGUCAAGCGGAUGCUGUCCGAUCGAAAGGUGGACAUCGCCAAUCACUGGAAAAUGAUCACGCUUAUGAUCGGGGGCAAUGAUUUCUGUGCCGAGGUCUGCUAUAUGGCCACGCCGGAGAAGAUACUGCAGUAUCAUGAGAAGAACAUCGUUAGCGCACUGCGUACCUUCCGUGACUAUCUGCCUCGGACAUUCGUCAACUUGGCCGCAAGUCCCAAGGUCGAUGUGCUGGCCAAGUUCAAGAAUAAACCGCAGGAGUGCGUCUCGAUGCAUGUGAUCGAAUGUCCCUGCCUGUUGGCGUCCCGGUUCCGCAAGCAACGCGAGCGCUAUGUCAAGAUAAUCGAGGACUGGAACAUGCUACAGAUGGACAUCGCCGCACGGGAGGAGUUCCACAGCAAGCCCGACUUCACCGUCGUCUAUCAGCCGUUCACGAUGAACCUCACCUUCCCGGAAACGCGCACCGGCGACACGGACUUUACCUACAUGUCGCUGGACUGUUUUCACCUCAGCCAGAAAGGGUACGCCCUGGCCUCGAACGCAUUGUGGAACAAUAUGCUCGAGCCGGUCGGGGGCAAAUCGAUGAACUGGGAGAGGGAGUUCGAGCUGUUCCGGUGUCCCAGCGUGGAUAUGCCGUUCGUGAGGACUCCGGGAAAUAGCUAG